Messenger RNA from Populus euphratica (Euphrates poplar), 681 nucleotides. RefSeq lists its product as uncharacterized. Lineage: Eukaryota; Viridiplantae; Streptophyta; Magnoliopsida; Malpighiales; Salicaceae. The transcript has 4 exons. Bases 1 to 681 code for a protein of 226 amino acids. Gene Ontology annotation, molecular function: metal ion binding. The record is from RefSeq and is a predicted model, not a curated record.
AUGGAAAAGAAAAAUGCGUUUGCCCCUAAAAUUCACCAAGGCCAUGCUUCGAGGUUUUAUUUGAAAGUGAAUAUUCAGUGUUGUUCAGCCUGUCCUAGGAGGGCGAAGGAAAAGUUGGAGAAAUUCUCUGGAGUGCUUGCAAUCACCAUUGAUACAGAACAAGGUUUGGUAGCUGUGACAGGCACUAUAGACCCUCAAAUAGUUGUACAGAAAUUUGCAAGGUGGGGCAAAAAAGCAGUGCUUUGCUCCCCCGAAAAGGACCCUGUCGAAGGAGACUCAUCAGACUGUUCUUGCUGUGACGAUGACUCCGAUUGUGAAUGCGACUGUGAUCGAAAUUAUGAUGAAAAAGAUGCUGCUAAACCCAAAUUGCAGGAUGCUGGAGCCAAGCUGCCUCAUGGGGCUCCUCCAAUUUUCAGGCCCAACAAUUCUCUAGGAAUGUCUGCUAUGCCUUACGGAGCCUCAAGACCACAGUUCCCACCAUGUUGGGAGAGGCCACAAUAUGGAAGUCAAAUUCAUGGACCAACUGUGUACGGGAGUCCAGCUAUGCUACCAUAUCCACAUCAUAUUCAGCCAACGUACCCACCACCAGUACUUCAGCCACCUGCUUUUUUUCAGUCAAGACCUCCACCACAUUAUAGGCCCAUGAUCCAUUAUUCCAGAUAUGAAAACAACUAUGUUUAA